This is a messenger RNA of Callithrix jacchus (white-tufted-ear marmoset), 7040 nucleotides long. The record is from RefSeq and is a predicted model, not a curated record. Lineage: Eukaryota; Metazoa; Chordata; Mammalia; Primates; Cebidae.
UUUUGUUACCCAGGCUGGAGUGCAGUGGUGCGAUCUCGGCUCAUCACAACCUCCGCCUCCUGGGUUCAAGCAAUUCUUCUGCCUCAGCCUCCCGAGUAGCUGGGACUAUAGGCUUGUGCCACCAUGCCCAGCUAAUUUUUGCAUUUUUUUUUUUUUUUUUUAGUAGAGACAGGGUUUCACCAUGUUGACCAGGAUGGUCUCAAUCUCUUGACCUCGUGAUCCACCUGCCUCAGCCUCCCAAAGUGCUGGGAUUAUAGGCAUGAGCCACCUCACCCGGCCAUCUCUUAAACCUGAGAGGUGGAGGUUGCAGUGAGCCGAGAAUGCACCAUUGUAUUCCAGCGUGGGCGAUGGAGCUCCGUCUCAAACAACAAAACAAAACAAAAAAACAGUGAAAUUGGGCAUGGUGGUGCAUGCCUGUAAUCCCAGCACUUUGGGAAGGUUAGGUGGGCAGAUCACAUGAAGCCAGGAGUUCAAGACCAGUCUGGCCAACAUGGUGAAACCCUGUCUCUACUAAAAAUUCAAAAGUUAGCCAGGUAUGGUGUCACACACCUCUAAUCCCAGCUACUUGGGAGGCUGAGUCAUGAGAAUCACUUGAGCCAGGAAAUUACUGCUUCUGCACUCCAGCCUGGGUGACAGAGUGAGACCCUGUCUCAAAAUAAAUAAAAAGUUGCAGAGUAGGUUAUUUGUGGAUUGAAAGCAUAAGUCUUGUUGCUGUACUUUUUCAGAUGCAUUCACAAUCUCAGAUUUCUACAAUUUUUGUUGGAUGUGUAGAGGAAAAAUAAGGGAAAGCAUGGCUAGCAUGUCAAGUCCAUGUAGAGGUGGGGGUAUGAAAAAGGAGUCACUUUGUCAUAGAAAAAAUACAGAAAGAGAAAUUUCAGAUUGAAUACCAUUGAAUUUCCAGACAAUAAAAAUCGGUCAUGAGUGGAUUAGAGGCUCCAACCACAGUCAUAUUUCUAGACCCAGCUGGCAAAAACAGGGCAUUUCACUGUGGGAGAUGUACUUUGAGUGGCUGAAAGAUACCUGAACAGGUGAAAGUGGUAUUUCAUUGCAGCCACUCUGAGGAUUUCUCCUUUCACAGUUGAUCAAAUCUUUUUUUCUUCUAUAUGCUACAAAGAGGACUUGAGGUCUUUUUGCUUACUUGUUUAUACCCUGACUGAGUAGAUGCUGCCUACCAUUAUUUGAGGAAUUUUUUUAACAUGAAGAAAUUUAUUCAUUGGAACAUUUUGUGAUAAUUUUUGAGUUCACAUAAUCAGCUGGCUUCAGAAUGAGGACAAUUUGCUUUUAUUAACUGUUUACGUCCUUAUGUUUUCAUCAAGAACCAUUAAAAUUUAAUGGUCUCUAUACUUAAGUGAAUGGACGUAGAAUUAUUUAGUUUGACUUUCAGAAGGCUUGCAUUUUAGUCAAAGACUAAAUUCUAGCUGCCCAUGCCAUGAUUGCUUUUUGAACACAGAGAAGUUACUUGAUGUUAUUGACUAGAAAAAAAAAAAAAAAAAAAAAAAAUGGUGCAGCCAGAUUGCACCUCUGGGCAAAUUACCCUGUGGGAUUCAGUUUGUUUAGAGACCAUACUGAUAGGAAUGAGGAAUGUUGGGUAUGGUACUAACAUCUAAUGAGGGGCCUGAAAGAUUUAUGAGCUAUUAGGAAUUAUAGCCACAUCUGGCCAAACUGUAGAGUUUUUCUCAAAAGAGAGUUACAAAAUCUUCUGGAACAGUCUAGCAUCAUAUCUAUCUGGAGACUGCUGCAAACAAAUAGCUCUUUAGUUCUUGGUAAGAACAAAGAAUAUUGGGCCAGAUUUCUGGCCCUUAAGAAAUGUGGAGUCUGAUUCCAUUUGGCUGGAAGUUUAAUUUGGUAUGGAAUUUUAGCCAGACUUCUAGGGGAAAUAUUUUUCAAAAAUAUAACCAAAACUUACUGCAAAAAGUGAUGUGCAUUUGGUCUAUUUAUUAAAAGUCAUUUAAACACUUUGUAAAUAUUCACAGUCCUGUUUCCAGCAGCAUGUAGUGCUUGAUCUAUUUGUUUCUGAAUUUGUGGCCAUAAACCUUUAUGUAGAAUUGGGGGAAACUGAUUGUAGUCUGCUGUUUAUUUAAAUUGUAGGUAGUUGACUAACCAACUACCAAACAGUGAUUUUUUUUCUUUCUCUGGAAGUUAUUGUGUAAUUCGCCUUUUGGAAUAUGGCACCUUCUGUUGUGUACAGAGCACUCUACCACUCUAGACACUUCACUGGAACAGAAAUAGAAAAUAAUUUGAUAUGAAGGCACAGUAGUAUAGGAACAAUUGACUUACGCAGGCUGAAAGAAGCCUUAAGCUUGGCAAAAUGAUACUCCAAAUGCAGGGUGUGAUAUCAGUUUAUGAGUAUUUGAGAGAUGGAAAGACCAAAGAGGGAAAGGAAUUAUUUUGCUUAGUUAUUAGAAGUAAGGGGAAAAAAUAUAGAAAAAGAAAUUUCAGACUGAAUACUAUUGAAUUUCCAGACAAUAAAAAUCAGUCAUGAGUGGACUAGAAGCUCCAACCACAGAGAUGUUUCUCGACUCAGCUGGCAAAAACAGGGCAUUUCAUUCUGGGAGAUGUACCUUAAUAGUGGCUGAAAGAUCAUCUGAACAGGAGAAAGUGGUAUUUCAUUGACAGCCACUCUUGAGAAUUUCUCCUUUUGCAGUUGAUCAAAGCCUUUUCUUCUAUAUGCUACAAAGAGGACUUGAGGUCUUUUUGCUUGUUUCUACCCUGACUGAUUCAUAACUUACUUUGGAAGAAACAUGGCAUACCUUUGGAAGAAACCAUUUUCCAAAGAAAUGAGUAUUCAAAAGCUUCAAGUUUUUGUAGUAUGAAAGCAGUCUGAGGUUUUUUUUUUUUUUUUUUUUUUUCCAUCCAUUUUUAUUUACCUUAAGCUAGUUAGCUGGCUACAGUGUGGGAGACAACUCUUACUGGAGUUAGAACCUGAAGACUGAGUUUGAAUUCUGACCCAAGCACUCAUUAGCUGAGUCACCUGAGCAGGUUGCAAAUCCUCCCUGAGCAUCCCUUUUCCAAAAUGAGUGGCAAUAAUAUCAUGCUUGCUGUGAAGAUCAAGUGAAACAGUGUGUGGGAAAGUGCUGCGCCAGUUUUAGUUAUUAAUGUUUGUAUUCGUUUGCUAUCGUUGCUGAAACAAAUGAUCAUAAAGUAGUGAUCACAAAUUUAUAUCUCACAGUUCUGUAACCUAGAAGUCUGCUUGGGUUUGACUGGUUUCUUUGCUCUGGGUCUCACAAGGCUGAAGUUGAGAUGUUUCCGCCCUGGUUUUCUAUCUGGAGGCUCCCACGUUCAUUCAGAUCCUGGGAAAAUUCAGUUUCAUGCAGCUUGUAGGACUGAAGUCCCUGUUCCCUUCCUGGCAGCCUAGGGGUGUUUCACCUUCUGGAGGCUGCCUUAUUCCUAGCUUAUGACCCCCUUCCUCUUUAAAGUUAGUCAAGUCCUUCUCAUGUUUCAGAUCUCUCUGACCUCUUCUGCUUCAUUUUCCCUCUCUCCAGCUAGAGAAAGUUCUCUGUUUUGUGGGGCUCAUGUGAUUAGAUUAGGCCCACCAAGAUAAUCCAGAAUAAACUCCCUAUUUUGAAGUCCAUAACCUUAAUUACAUCUGCAAAGUCCCUUUCAUCAUAUAAUAUAUUCAAAGGUUUUAGGGAUUAAGGUAUGGAUAUCUUUGGUGAGGGGGGGCAUUCUGCCUAUCACAGUGGUAUUUUAGGGUGAGAGAGGGGAGCUUACAGAACAUGAGAUUCUUGCCCUGGAGGACUCACAAUCCAGUGGAAGAAGGAGGAAAAACACAAUACAGCAAGAAUACUCUGUAUUAAUACAGAUUAAGACUCUGUAUUAAUAAAGAGUCUGUACGAGAUGUUGUAGGAGCCCAGGAGACUCCUGUGUACUUGACUGAAGACUCCUUGUGUACUUGACCUGGAGGUUUUUUUCAUUAUUCUCUUCUUGUUCCCUAAUGAGUCUUGCCUUUCAUCAAGAUCUUUCAGAUGGAAUUCAUAUGCCCCAAACACCACCAUGUAAUUUGAUUCCUUAACUGUCCAGAAAAUCAAGCUGCUGCUGUAGCUCAGUAUUUGGGACUCUACUGCUUAAUAAGGUCUUCAGCCCACAGCUCAAGGUUCCGUCAGCCCUGGCGCCCAGGUGCAUCUGACUUGGGACCCCCUGCAGGCACUAUGGCCCAGAGUUGGGCACUGCUACUCCUGCUGCUGCUGCCGCCACAGCUGCACCUGGGACCUGUGCUUGCUGCAAGGGCCCCGGGGUUUGGCCGAAGCGGCAGCCACAGCCUGAGUCCCGAAGAGAACGAAUUUGCAGAGGAGGAGCCGGUGCUGGUCCUGAGCCCUGAGGAGCCCGUGCCUGGCCCAGCUGUGGUCAGUUGCCCUCGAGACUGUGCCUGUUCCCAGGAGGGUGUCGUGGACUGUGGCGGCAUCGACCUGCGUGAGUUCCCCGGGGACCUGCCUGAACACACCAACCACCUGUCCCUGCAGAACAACCAGCUGGAAAAGAUCUACCCUGAGGAGCUCUCCCGGCUGCACCGGCUGGAGACGCUGAACCUGCAAAACAACCGCCUGACUUCCCGAGGGCUCCCAGAGAAGGCGUUUGAGCAUCUGAUCAACCUCAAUUACCUGUACUUGGCCAAUAACAAGCUGACCUUGGCACCCCGCUUCCUGCCAAAUGCCCUGAUCAGUGUGGACUUUGCUGCCAACUAUCUCACCAAGAUCUAUGGGCUCACCUUUGGCCAGAAGCCAAACCUGAGGUCUGUGUACCUGCACAACAACAAGCUGGCGGACGCCGGGCUGCCGGACAACAUGUUCAACGGCUCCAGCAACGUCGAGGUCCUCAUCCUGUCCAGCAACUUCCUGCGCCACGUGCCCAAGCACCUGCCACCUGCCCUGUACAAGCUGCACCUGAAGAACAACAAGCUGGAGAAGAUCCCCCCGGGGGCCUUCAGUGAGCUGAGCAGCCUGCGAGAGCUGUACCUGCAGAACAACUACCUGACCGACGAGGGCCUGGACAACGAGACCUUCUGGAAGCUCUCCAGCCUGGAGUACCUGGAUCUGUCCAGCAACAACCUGUCUCGGGUCCCGGCAGGGCUGCCCCGCAGCCUGGUGCUGCUGCACUUGGAGAAGAACGCCAUCCGGAGUGUGGAUGCGGAUGUGCUGACCCCCAUCCGCAGCCUGGAGUACCUGCUGCUGCACAGCAACCAGCUGCGGGCGCAGGGCAUCCACCCGCUGGCCUUCCAGGGCCUCAAGCGGCUGCACACAGUGCACCUGUACAACAACGCGCUGGAGCGUGUACCCAGCGGCCUGCCUCGCCGCGUGCGCACCCUCAUGAUCCUGCACAACCAGAUCACAGGCAUUGGCCGCGAAGACUUUGCCACCACCUACUUCCUGGAGGAGCUCAACCUCAGCUACAACCGCAUCACCAGCCCGCAGAUGCACCGCGAUGCCUUCCGCAAGCUGCGCCUGCUGCGCUCGCUGGACCUGUCCGGCAACCGGCUGCACACGCUGCCACCUGGGCUGCCUCGCAAUGUGCAUGUGCUGAAGGUCAAGCGCAAUGAGCUGGCCGCCCUGGCACGAGGGGCACUGGCGGGCAUGGCCCAGCUGCGUGAGCUGUACCUCACUAGCAACCGACUGCGCAGCCGGGCCCUGGGCCCCCGCGCCUGGGUGGACCUUGCCGGUCUGCAGCUGCUGGACAUCGCCGGGAAUCAGCUCACAGAGAUCCCCCAGGGGCUCCCCGAGUCACUUGAGUACCUGUACCUGCAGAACAACAAGAUUAAUGCAGUGCCUGCCAAUGCCUUCGACUCCACACCCAACCUCAAGGGGAUCUUUCUCAGGUUUAAUAAGCUGGCCGUGGGCUCUGUGGUGGACAGCGCCUUCCGGAGGCUGAAGCACCUGCAGGUCUUGGACAUUGAAGGCAACUUUGAGUUUGGUGACGUUUCCAAGGACCGUGGCCGCUUGGGGAAGGAAGAGGAGGAGGAGGAGGAAGAGGAGGAAGAGGAAGAGGAAACAAGAUAGUGACAAGGUGACGCAGAUCUGACCUAGGACGAUGGACCGCCGGACUCCUUGCUGCAGUACACACCUGUGCCCAAGAGCCCCCCACUCUGCCGUGCUCACACAGAUACACCCAGCUGCAAGCAUGGGGCAUCCCACACGACACAGGCCGACACAAUCUCAUAUCCCCACCCCUCCCACAGCGUGUCCCACGGCCAGACAUGUGCAGACAGCACGUCACAACCUCACAUGCCCAGCUCAGCCACACAGCCAGUUACACAUUGCCCUCCAAACCACCAGUCUCUGCCCCAUACCCACUACUGCUGCCAUGCCCUCUCAUGCCCUCUCAAUCAUGCAGGGAAGGGUCUGCCCCUGCCCUGGCACACACAGGUGCUGGAUGCCUCCUGCUGCUGACAUGUCUAUGCGUGUGCUACACAACACACACACACACACACACACACACACACACACACACAAUCAUGUGCAAACAGCCCUCCAAAGCCUGUGCCACAGACAGCUCUUGCCCCAGCCAGAACAAGCUAUAGCAGCUCACCGUCUGCCCCGUCCAUCUGUCCGUCCAUUCCCUGGAGAAGACACAAGGGUAUCUCCAUGCUCUGUGGCCAGGUGCCUGCCACCCUCUGGAACUCACAAAAGCUGGCUUUUUUUCCUUUCCCACUCUUUGGGGACAGGAACCUUCAGGACUGCUGGCCUUGCCUGGCCCAUGCUGCUCCUGCCGGUGCUAGGCAGUCACUCUGCCAAGAGCCCUCCCCCAGCUACACCCUGGCAGGACACAGGCACUUUUCCGAUGGGCAAGCCCUGAGGAGGAAGGACAGGAGGGCCCCAUGGGUGCUGCUGGGGCCUUGGUGCAGGAGUGAAGUGGAGGCCAUGGGGCUGGGCUGAGCCAGAAGGCGGGGGAAGGGCCCAGCUGCACCCAGGAGACACCUUUGUUCUUCAGGCCUGUGGGGGAAGUUCCGGGUGCCUUUGUUUUUUAUUCUUUUCUAAGGAAAAAAAUGAUAAAAAUCUCAAAGCUGAUUUUUCUUGUUAUAGAAAAACUAAUAUAAAAGCAUUAUCCCU